CUCAGUCUGGCUGGCCCCAUGUUACUGAGCGGAGCUCCUCCGGCGGGCUCCCGCCCGGGGCCGCGGGCGCAGGGGAGCGCUGGGGGCGGCCCGGGGGGGUCCCGCCGGGGCGCCGGGGGUGCGGGAGCCGGCCCAGGAGGGGGCGGCAGCGGCGGAGUAGCCAAGUGGCUCCGGGAGCACCUGGGCUUCCGCGGGGGGGGCGGCGGCGGAGGGGGCAGCAAGCCGGCGCCUCCCGAGCCAGACUACCGCCCCCCUGCGCCCUCUCCGGCCGCGCCCCCCGCGCCGCCCCCGGACAUCCUGGCCGCCUACAGGCUGCAGCGGGACCGCGACUUCGAAGACCCCUACUCCGGGGGGUCGUCCGGCUCCGCCGCCCUCGCCACCCCUGCCGCCCCCGGCCCCACGCCGCCCCCGCGCCACGGCUCUCCCCCACACCGACUUAUUCGGGUCGAGACCCCGGGGCCCCCGGCGCCGCCUGCUGAUGAGAGGAUCUCCGGACCCCCCGCCAGCAGCGAUAGGCUAGCUAUCCUAGAAGACUAUGCGGACCCGUUUGAUGUUCAGGAGACUGGUGAAGGCUCAGCAGGAGCUUCAGGAGCCCCAGAGAAGGUCCCUGAAAAUGAUGGCUACAUGGAGCCCUAUGAGGCUCAAAAGAUGAUGGCCGAGAUCCGGGGCUCCAAGGAGACAGCAACUCAGCCCUUACCUCUGUAUGACACACCCUAUGAGCCAGAGGAGGAUGGGGCCACCCCGGAAGGUGAGGGGGCCCCCUGGCCCCGGGAGUCCCGCCUGCCAGAGGAUGAUGAGAGGCCCCCCGAGGAGUAUGACCAGCCCUGGGAGUGGAAAAAGGAGCGGAUUUCCAAAGCCUUUGCAGUUGACAUUAAGGUCAUCAAAGACCUACCUUGGCCUCCACCUGUGGGACAGCUGGACAGCAGCCCCUCCCUGCCUGAUGGGGACAGGGACAUCUCCGGUCCAGCCUCGCCCCUCCCUGAGCCCAGCCUGGAGGACAGCAGCGCCCAGUUUGAAGGACCAGAGAAGAGCUGCCUGUCACCUGGCCGGGAGGAGAAGGGGCGGCUACCUCCCCGACUCUCUGCAGGGAACCCCAAGUCAGCUAAGCCCCUAAGCAUGGAGCCCAGCAGCCCCCUGGGGGAGUGGACAGAUCCAGCACUGCCUCUGGAAAACCAGGUCUGGUAUCACGGGGCCAUCAGCCGAACCGACGCCGAGAACCUGCUCCGGCUGUGCAGAGAGGCCAGCUACCUGGUGCGCAACAGCGAGACCAGCAAGAAUGACUUCUCCCUCUCCCUCAAGAGCAGCCAGGGAUUCAUGCACAUGAAGCUGUCCCGAACCAAGGAACACAAAUAUGUGCUGGGCCAGAACAGCCCGCCCUUCAGCAGCGUCCCUGAAAUUGUGCACCACUAUGCCAGCCGCAAGCUACCCAUUAAGGGAGCCGAACACAUGUCCCUGCUCUACCCUGUAGCCAUCCGGACUCUUUAGAUGUGAAGUCAGGGCACUGUGAUAGACCUGUACCCAGCCCUGUGCCCAUCACCUGGCUGAGGGCUGUGGCUCUUGCCAGGGACAUGAUCUUUCAAACCUUUCUUCUCCUGGGAUCCAGUAGAAGCUGGAGAUUCCGUAAUUUAUUCUAAAGGGAAAGGGCUCCUGGGGCCUUGGAGUAAGGGGUUGUCUGGAGCUGGGGAUAGAGGAAUCCCUGGAGAGAAAGGAUAGCCCCUGGAGGAAGGGGGUUCCAGAGCUGCUGGGGUCUUAGGGAGUUUCAGAUUGGCAGCUCCGGCUCCUUUCCGACCUUAGGGCAGAGGUGGUGACCUCCACCACCACCACCCUCUCCCCACUGGGUCCGUGCGAGGUAGAGCAGAAUUUGGCCCCAUGGGGCGCCUGACCACCUCUCUGCCUCCGUCCCCGACUUCCACCCCAGACCGUCGGAGGGCUCCGCCCAGAGUCUGGUACAAGGUUUGGGGAAGACAGGCCCCUGGGAAGCAGCGGGCUUUGGGGGGUGGGGAGAGAAGGGGAGAAGCUCGGGCAGAGGGAACUGUGCAGUCCCCAGGCCGUCCCGGCUCCGGGCCAGAGGCAAUAAAUAAACCCGAUCCUGCCGGGCACAGCCGCGCCCGCGCCUCCGGCGCCGUCCCCGGGCUUACGGGGGAGGGAGCGGAGAAGCGAGCGCAGAUUCUGCUUAUAAAUCAGCUCUGGAGCAGACACAGCCCGGCUGUGAAAAGCACUUGCGAAGCAUCAAGUUCCUUUCUUUGAUGAGAUGUCAAAACAUCCCCGCCGCCCCCGCCCCGGCUAGGGGCACCCGAGGCCCGCUGGCCGCGCGGCGCCCCGUCCCCACGGCGCGCGGCUUCCCCAGAGCGCGUCCAGUUUCCUGCCAACAGCCAUUUGUCUGGGAGGAGGGGAGGCGCGGAGAGACAAAGAGGCAGCGCGCCAGGCCCGAGCGCGGGGCGGCCUGCCACGCGGAAGCCGCGCGCCAGCGGAGGCGGGAAGGCUGGCGGGGCGGGUCGCGGGGGCCGCGCUCGUCUGCUUGGCCGAAGAACUGAGGGCCUGCGGCGCCUCCCUCGCGCCCUGACGGAAGGGUUUGUCCCGGGCAGACCCGCGGGCGUGGCCGGCCUGCGAGCCCCUAACCACCGGCCCGCGGCCUAGGACGGCACCCCGACCGGCGCCCACCGCUGGAACUCGCCCAGGCCUCUGGGCCGGCCCAGGGAGGCCCACUGGGCCGCCAGGCGGAGCGGCUCUCAGGCUGCCCCAGGCCCGCCCCACCUCGCGGGCAGGCUGGUCAGGACCCCUCGACGUGCUGGUCAGGCACCUUCGGGGGACCGCUGCGCCAAAGGGCCGUCUGAGGGCCUUUUCCAGAACCUAAACGUGCAACCUCCAAAGUGUGCUGUGAAUCACAGUACUUGAGAGUUUCUAAACCAGUGGCUAUUUUCUGGAAAUUGAGGAUAUGUGGUAUGUAGGCGUUUUGUGGAAACAAUAGGAAGGAUCACUUAAAAUUGGGCACUCUCUUGCCGGGUGCGGUGGCUCACGCCUGUAAUCCCAGCACUUUGGAAGGCCGAGGCGGGCAGAUCACCUCAGGUCGGGAGUUCGAGACCAGCCUAACCAACAUGGAGAAACCCCGUGUCUACUAAAAAUACAAAAUUAGCCGGGCGUGGUGGCGCAUGCCUGUAAUCCCAGCUACUCGGGAGGCUGAGGCAGGAGAAGUCGCUUGAACCCGGGAGACAGAGGUUGCGGUAAGUGGAGAUCGUGCCAUUGCACUCCAGCGUGGGCAACAAGAACGAAACUCUGUCUCAAAAAAUAAAAAAGGGGGCGCACUCAGAGAAAUUCCCUCA
Messenger RNA from Symphalangus syndactylus (siamang), 3320 nucleotides. It is a transcript of the gene SHF, whose product is annotated as Src homology 2 domain containing F. The record is from RefSeq and is a predicted model, not a curated record. Lineage: Eukaryota; Metazoa; Chordata; Mammalia; Primates; Hylobatidae. Gene Ontology annotation, molecular function: phosphotyrosine residue binding.